UUUAUAUAUUUCCCCAUCUCAUAAUUCUGAACAUAUAUUGUCCACAAAAACAACAAAGACCACCCAACCUCUCAGCUUUGGAGCUAAAAAUUAUGACCAAGCUGCUAAGGCUCUUUCUAUGGGUUCUCACAUUACUUCAAUUGUCCCAACUUGCCAUUUCGCGACAGAAACAGAAAGUGCCAACUCCACCUUUACCUAUACUUCCUCUUCCUUCAUAUUCCCAAUUGAAAUGGCAACAAAGGGAGCUCAUAAUGUUCCUUCAUUUCGGAAUCAAUACAUUCACGGACUCCGAAUGGGGCACCGGCCAUGAAAGUCCGGCUAUAUUUAAUCCGGUCGGUCUUAACGCGAAUCAAUGGGUUGAUGUGGCCACUCAGGCAGGAUUCGAUCUCAUGAUCCUAACCGCGAAACACCAUGACGGAUUUUGCUUGUGGCCUUCUAAGUACACAGAUCAUUCUGUUAUCAGUAGUCCUUGGAAAAAUGGCCAUGGAGAUGUUGUGCAAGAAUUAGUCAAUGCAGCUAAGGCUGUUGGUGGUGUUGAUGUUGGAUUGUACCUCUCUCCAUGGGAUCGGCAUGAUCGGAGAUAUGCUCACGAUUUGGAGUACAAUGAAUACUACUUGGCUCAACUUCAAGAACUACUUGAAAGAUAUGGAAGCGUUAGAGAAAUAUGGUUUGAUGGGGCAAAGGGUUCAAAUGCACCAAACAUGUCAUACUAUUUCAGCGAUUGGUUCUCAAUGGUGAAGGAAUUGCAGAGCUCCAUAAAUAUAUUCUCCGACGCCGGCCCGGAUGUGAGAUGGGUGGGGAAUGAGAAGGGUUUCGCAGGAAAUACUUCCUGGUCCACCAUCAAUGGGACUUCACUGUCUAUUGGAAAUGCAAGCAUUGAGGAUUAUCUCAACACCGGGGAUCCGAAAGGGACAGAUUGGGUGCCGGCAGAAUGUGAUGUGUCCAUCCGGGAUGGAUGGUUUUGGCACAAAUCAGAAUCACCAAAGAGACUAAGCCAGUUACUUGAGAUUUAUUACAAUUCAGUGGGAAGGAAUUGUGUGAUGUUACUCAAUGUGCCACCCAACUCCACCGGCCUUAUAUCGGAACCAGAUGUUCAGAGAUUGAAGGAAUUUAGAAGUGCAAUCACCACAACAUUUUCAACCAAUUUGGCUGAGAAUUGCUACAUUAAAGCUAGUAGCCAACGAGGAGGCAAAGAUGGUGGGUUUGGACCAGAAAAUGUACUAGAUAAUGACCAUUUGUGGACAUACUGGGCUCCUAGUGAUGAUGACAAUGAUCAUGAGCAGUGGAUAGAAAUUAGAGGGACAAAUGGAGGGUUGAGAUUUAAUGUGAUUAGAAUUCAAGAAGCUAUUGGACUUGGUCAGAGGAUCAAAGAGCAUAAAAUUUAUGUGGAUGGUAAAAAAGUUGCCGAUGGAACCACAGUUGGGUACAAGAGGCUUCACAGGCUUGAAAAAGGACUUGUUCAUGGUCAGAUUGUCAGGAUUCAAAUUGUGAAAUCCAAGGGGCUGCCAUUGAUCUCUUCAAUUGGUCUGCAUUUUGACCCAUUUUGGCACCCAAAGGGCAGCAGAGAUCAGAGUUCAUUAUUAUCUUAACAGUAUGGAAAACUCUAUGCCUAUUGCUGCCUGCAUUAUGAAAUAAUUUGUACUUACUUUUACAUUUGUGAAUUGCGAUGAAAUGAA
Molecule: messenger RNA, 1676 nt
Organism: Tripterygium wilfordii
Lineage: Eukaryota; Viridiplantae; Streptophyta; Magnoliopsida; Celastrales; Celastraceae
Product: alpha-L-fucosidase 1-like
Exons: 3
Coding region: 93-1589 (498 amino acids)
Biological process (GO): fucose metabolic process; glycoside catabolic process
Cellular component (GO): lysosome
Molecular function (GO): alpha-L-fucosidase activity
Source: RefSeq, a predicted model, not a curated record